This is a messenger RNA of Stegodyphus dumicola, 2489 nucleotides long. RefSeq names its product protein phosphatase methylesterase 1. The record is from RefSeq and is a predicted model, not a curated record. Gene Ontology annotation, molecular function: protein methylesterase activity. Gene Ontology annotation, biological process: protein demethylation. NCBI's taxonomy places the organism in Eukaryota, Metazoa, Arthropoda, Arachnida, Araneae, Eresidae.
GCUAGCAGGAAGAAAAAUCAACAGACUGCGAGAUUAUACUCCAGUGUCAUGGGAUAAAUAUUUUGAUACAUAUCGAGAUGUAAAAAUUUCUGAUGGCAGUACUUUUAGGGUAUAUCUGAAAGGCAGCUCUGGCCCACUUCUUCUGUUACUUCAUGGGGGAGGCUAUAGUGGACUUUCAUGGUCUUUAUUGACGGCAAAUAUUAGCCAGCUUGUAGAAUGUCAAGUAGCUGCACUGGAUUUUAGAGGGCAUGGAGAAACUCAUUCUGCAGAUGAUGAUGACCUUUCAGCUGAGAGGUUAUCCAGUGAUGUCGGGGAAGUAUUCAACACAUUAUACGGAGAUGAAGAGCAGCCUUCUGUUGUGCUGAUUGGACAUAGCAUGGGAGGAGCAAUUGCUGUCCAUGCAGUGUAUAGAAAUCUUAUUCCUACUGCCAUAGGAUUAGUUGUAAUUGAUGUCGUUGAAGGUACAGCAAUGGAUGCUUUGCAAAGCAUGCAAAGUUUCUUGAGAAGUCGUCCUCCCACAUUUGCAAAUCUACAAACAGCUAUUGAGUGGUGUGUCCGAAGUGGUCAAGUAAGAAAUGUAGAAUCUGCUAAAGUGUCAAUGCCUGGCCAGUUAAAGAAUUCUGUCACUGGGGAGACAGCAACUAAAGAGAUACAUCUUCACUCUUCAAAUGAUCAGGUAACUAUAGAUGUUCUUGCACCACGGCAAGCACCACCAUCUGAUAGCAUUUUGGAAGAAGCAGAGGAAGAUGAUGAUCAUAAGCCUCAUAGUUCUCCUGUUAAUUUGAACGAUGGAUUCAAAGUACCAACCACUGCUCCUUCUUUUCCUUCAAAAUAUGUUUGGAGAAUUGAAUUAUCAAAGACUGAAAAAUUUUGGACUGGUUGGUUUGAAGGGCUAUCAAAUAUGUUUUUAUCUACUUCUAUACCAAAACUGUUACUUUUGGCUGGUGUUGAUAGACUUGACAAAGAUUUGACUAUAGGCCAGAUGCAGGGUAAGUUCCAGAUGCAAGUUUUACCACAGUGUGGUCAUGCUGUUCAUGAAGAUGAUCCAGAUAAGGUUGCUGAAGCUAUUGCAACUUUUCUUGUGAGAAAUAAAUUUACUUCUGCCACCUGUGAUUUUCAAAGGCCAUAUUGUGCAUGUUGAUCUUCCGGAUUGUUGACAGGCAGUGAUUUACAAUAUUAUAGAUGCCUGAUAACUUAAAAUUGACUUGUGAUUCCUCAUACAGACUGGUUUUUAUGUGCAGUUUUUUUCAUGGUAUAUAUUUUCAUUCCCCCCCCCUUUUCCACCUCAUAUUGUAUAUCAAGAAGUUUAAUUUGGAGGGUUAGGUUAUAAUAUGUACUUUUGUGAUCAGGUAUUUGUUAAUAUGAAAAGUUUAUUUUUCAUAAAGGAAAAAAAAAAAUACAGUAAGAUCUUAAUUAUCCAUGAAGAUUAAUUUUAAUUAGUGUAUUAACUAAGACUUAUUUUACUUGUUCUGCAGAAGUGACAUACAAAAAAGCAUAUUUUUUAAUAAUAAGAUUUUCUUUGAAGUUAAAAAUAAAUAAUUGGAAUCAAAAUUGUUAACAUACAUUAAAAUUAAUUAACAUUUUUAGUUAAAAUUUCUGUCCCAUUUGAGAAAAAAUGUAUUUAAUGGUAAAAAAAUAAUUAGUGCUAUCAUGGAGUUUUCCUUGUAAUUAUAAAAAAGGAUGUAAAUAUAUUUAAGAAUGCAAAUGUUAAUUAAGUAUGCCAUAAUUUUCCUUAAUAUCUCCUUUUCUAGCCUUGUAAAUAUUCUCAGAUACCAAAACAUUUUACUGAGAGUAUUUCAUUCCUGUUAAAUUUCGGAUAAAUAGAGGUCUUGCUGUACUGAAAUUUUUGACUAGAUUUUGAAUUUUACAUAAGUGUAAAGUAUAUCUGAAUCAUUUCUAGAAUGUAAAGAAAUUAAAGCUAAAGAUUUCAGAUGUAUUGAAGAUGAAAUAUUUUUUAUUUAAAGCAAGAAAUGCAAUUUUUCAUAUUUUUUUGUUAAAAUGUUUGAAAGUGAUUUGUAUUAAUGUUCAUUCAUUUAUAUUGUUAAUUUUUCGGUACUUGCGCAUUAACUAAACACCUUGUUGCAAUUUGGCGAUUUUUUUUAGACACAAAAAGGUAAAAGUUACUUUUCAAGUGCAAGUUGAUGGUUUCCACGUCUUUGUUUUAGGAAGAUUCCCAAACUAUCAAGAUUUAUCAUAAGUCAGUAAAUGUUGUCAGCAUAUGAAAAGAAAACCAUAGUUUAACAGUUUAAAAUUCAAAUUUGAAUUAUCAAAUAAGUAUUAUGAAAUGCAUUAAAAAAGCAGAGACUCGGCUUCAUGCAAUCCUCGUCAACUGCGGCUAUCAGCGAAACAUAUUUCCUUGUUGUUCCUUUUAGAAAAUUUUCAGCAAAAUUCUGUAUUCUUGCCAACAUUUUACUGUCCACAAGCUCAUAUUUUAAACGUAAGUUUAAGACAAAAAAUAUCAUGAUUUGUUUAUACAGUACAAAGUCUUU